CAGUCCAGGCCUCUCAGCAGUUCAUUACGUUCCCCUGGUGGUGUUCCCAAUUCUCUUGCUGCAGGGAAUUGUGGGCAACAUUUUGGCCAUCCCUAUAUUGAUCAGCGUGAGCAGAAGUGCCUGGUCAACAGUGAUGUAUUUGGCCUGCCUAGCCGUGACUGAUCUGGUCAUUUUGUUAAUUCGUUGUGGAAGUACCUGGUACAAGGAGGCUGUGGGGGUCGACGUCUCCAGGAGGAUCAUCAGCUCCUCUGAUGCCGCUUGUAAAGCCUACUACUUCUCGUUCGUGUGUGUGCAGCACAUUAAUCCAUGGAUCGUGGUCGCCAUGUCUGUGGAUUUGAUGAUAGCCACCAGAUGGCCCAGACGGACCUACAUCAUGUGCACGCUAGAGAGGGCACGGCACGUCCUACUGCUGAUUGGAAUUCUGGUCGUAUGUUUAGAUAUCAGCCAUUUCUGGACAUAUGGUGUCCCCAAGCCUGGACUAGACUGCAUGUACACAGAAGAGUUCUCUGACUUAUUUAAAAAUCAGAUCUGGCCGGCAAUGGACAACACCUUCGGGACAGUUCUUCCCUUGGCAGCUGUGUCCACUUGUUUUGGCAUUACAGCAAGGACCCUCCUUCGCCGGUCUCCAACCCUGAUCGUGGAAGAGGAAUCUGAAAUGAAGAAAUACUUCCUGGAACUGGCGGCGCUCAAAGACUUCAAGAUGAUCUGCUUUAUUCUCUGCCUAAUAUUUAUCUUUCUAGGCUUGUGCAAGAUCAGUUACAUACUGUUGACCCUUUUGGACUCACUGGCUUACAUCGAGAUCGACUGUGUGACCCGUGAACUUUUCGACACGCUAAACAUGACAUUCACCUUUCUCUUUUACGGCGCUAAGAUUUAUAUUUACAUCGCUUUCAGCUCAAUGUUCCGGGAAAAGUUAAAGUUUGGAUUUUUCAAGACGAUUAGAAAAUUGGAGUUCUUCUGCAAAAAAAUUUGUAGAUGUAGUCGUAAAUGGACUCUUGUGCCUCCUAAAGACAAAAGCCAGGAAACUGGAAGUUUCUCGGGUCAGAAGCGGCAUUCGAGCUACAUUGGUAGUACUUCUACAACUGGAGAUAUAACUUUAUAUCAGAGCAGUGGAACAGAAACCACACCGCAAAUAUUUGAACAUGCUACAGCCAGCUGUUUAGACUCGUGUGAAAACGUUGACAACAGCAGUGUCAAUUAUAGAAACUGGAAUCAAAGUGUUCCUGAGAAUUCGCGAGAUCAGAGAACUUGGGAGGAUGUACAGAUUGCUGGAUCUGGCACGAAUGUCUGA
Candidula unifasciata is the source of this 1291-nucleotide messenger RNA. The record is from the annotation of a GenBank genome assembly. NCBI's taxonomy places the organism in Eukaryota, Metazoa, Mollusca, Gastropoda, Stylommatophora, Geomitridae.